AUGUCGCACACUCUCGUCAGACGAUGUCCUGGCGCCCUCGCCCGCCCGCAUAUAUGCGCACAGUCGCCGUCGCCAUCGUUGAAGUGGCAUCGGGCCCUCACGACGAGCAGCGAGCCUCCUCGACCGGAACACAAGGAUCCCCCGCAGGUCGAGACCUUCUCCUCGCCCUCCCGGCCGCGCGAAUACUACGCGCGCCCGCACCCGCGGGACCUUCCCCCUCUCCAGCGAAAAUGGCCGCUGCUGCUCGCGUUCGGCGCCGUCGGCGUCGGCGCGUGGGCGACCUUCUUCGCGUACGCGGCGAACCAGGAGAGGCUCUCGAGCUCCGUGGUCCGCCAGCUCAUGGACACCGUGCGCGCGAGCCCGGAGCUGCGCGACGUCCUCGGCGACGCGAUACGCCCCGAGCCCAUCUGGUGGCUCAACGGCGACCCGUGGAUCAGCGGUGCGAUAUAUCUCAUGCAGGGGAACGUCGACGUGAGCUUCCGGCUGAAAGGCCAUAAAGGCGCAGGAACGCUCUACUUCACGAGCAUACGGAAAGCUAAGGGGGAGCCCUUCACCGUCCUGCGCUUCAAAGUCAUAGCGGAUGACGGCACAGUCGUGAAUCUGCCCUUAGCAGAGUCAUAA
Molecule: messenger RNA, 621 nt
Organism: Sparassis crispa
Lineage: Eukaryota; Fungi; Basidiomycota; Agaricomycetes; Polyporales; Sparassidaceae
Exons: 5
Coding region: 1-621 (206 amino acids)
Biological process (GO): mitochondrial respiratory chain complex IV assembly
Cellular component (GO): mitochondrial inner membrane
Source: RefSeq, a predicted model, not a curated record